GUCACCCCAAGCACUUGGCCCCUGACAGUAACCACCUGCACUUUAUCGAUCCAGCCGUACCGAUCUGAGCAGCACCUUUUUGACCAUGGUAUUUCAGUCUGCAUGACUGCCGGGCAAUCGAUAUGAUACCUCGCCGGUUCUUUGCUCUGGCCGUUUUCUGCGGUGUCGCCCUUAUCUCUCUGUUCCUAUUCUCGCGCCGGAGCGAGGUGACCCUCUCGGUGCCAGUGCCGAUUCCCGACAGUUGGGCAGACACGCUUGAGCAAACAUGGGAGCAGGCCUGGCAGUCCAGCGGCUAUAACAAACAGGAUGACGCUCACGACGAUAAUCAGAAAUGGGAGAGCCCCCCCAAAAAGCCGGGAUUUAUACAGGGCGAGCCAGGUGGAAAAGAAGCUGGAAGCAACACCAAACCUCUGGCUGUAGGAACGGCUACACCGCACGGCACGGGCUCCUAUCUAAAGCCGACGCCGUUUCCUCCGCCAGAUCCUCCAUUACCAGACGUGGUGAAUGUCGCAAUCGUGGAGUCUGGAGGCACAAACGAAGAGACGACCGCAGCGCUGAUCAACGCUUUCGGUACUCAGAACUAUACACAGUUGAGCUUAUACAUGUUGCAGCAGCGCUAUGGAAUUGGCGAAAUCAUAAACAAUUUCAACCUGUCGCACCCCAUUCUCGUUAACAAGUCUUCAGAAGACUUCGAAGCUGCCGUCAGGGCAGAUGAUGUCUCGCCGCAUAUUAUAGUGUCGGCGACAUGCGAGGCUGACUUGUUAGCACUUAACGAGCCGUUGACGAAGCUCCUGGAACGAAAGGAUACAUAUCUUUUCUGCGUGAUUCAUCAGCCUGAACGGUGGGUUGAGCAGAACUUGAUCGAGAAGCUGCAACCCUGGAUCAAUGCUCAGCUCGUGGAUCUCGUGGCGCUGAGCCAUCACACAGCACGCUACCUGCGUACAGAUGUGAUCAACGCAUGGGAUUUCAAUGCCACAGUGACGGUUCGGCAUCUGGCUCCCCUCUUCCCGAUGCAACUACCGAACGACGAGCUCGCACGCGCCAUGUCUUCGACCCUCGGUGCAGAUACAUUCCAGUACCCGAUUGCCAUGCACGGCGAUUUCGAUGCCACCAGACACAACUAUUCUGAAGUAUUUGACAAGAUUGUCGAGCUCAAGGAUCGCGUGAAAAAGGGCGUGAAAAUUGAGACCAAGGAAGAGACCAAAAUUGAAAAGCGUGAGAUCAGUCUGCACAUCCUCGGUGAGCGGGCUCCACCGGAUGUGCCUAAGAAGGUCAAGCCGCUGCUCAGCGUCGACCAUGCUCUCCCACUUCAAGAGCAAUACGAAAUCCUCUCCAAAUCGUACAUCCUUCUCCCGGCGUUCUCGUUUGGCUCCGAAAGCGACUACCUCUCCAAACUUGCCUCAUGGUGCAUACCUGCCGCACUCAUCGCGGGCGUGCCUUUCGCGGCGGACGACAAUAUACUGGACGCAUAUGGAUACGUGAGCCGUGAGGCAGUCUGGUACAGGCUCGAAAGCGAGGAUGAAAUGAAAAUCGCCGAACGGGUGCUCAUGUGGAGCGAGGAGGAGCACCGAAGGAAGAAGGCUUCCGUGAGGAAACACACGCAGCUGAUCAUCCAACGACAGCUCGGCGUUGUGGACGAGUGGAUCAGGAUGGGCAUUCGCAGAGCGGAGAGGGCUGGAUGGAGAAUGAAGGCAGACAAUGGCGAAGGACAUGUAGCCGAUGCGCCAGGGCCCGAGGACGGUAUCAACGAUAUGUGGUGGUGAAAAGCUAUGCGAAGCACACCUGCACACACCAUGUUUGAGGGGGAGUUCUGGAUGGGACUCUUGCAUUUGCGGCGUAUUGGACUCAUUGCAUGUCGUCGAUUGAUCUGUAAGAUAUUGGCUUAGCGUAAGUCCUUACGGACUUAUCAUAGCGAUGCUAUACAGCCGGGCCUUAGAAGUCCUACUAAAUUCACGUUUAUUUUGGUUCUA
Verruconis gallopava is the source of this 1970-nucleotide messenger RNA. RefSeq lists its product as uncharacterized. The transcript has a single exon. Bases 123 to 1763 code for a protein of 546 amino acids. The record is from RefSeq and is a predicted model, not a curated record. NCBI's taxonomy places the organism in Eukaryota, Fungi, Ascomycota, Dothideomycetes, Venturiales, Sympoventuriaceae.